Messenger RNA from Cucurbita moschata (crookneck pumpkin), 803 nucleotides. RefSeq names its product mavicyanin. The record is from RefSeq and is a predicted model, not a curated record. Gene Ontology annotation, cellular component: plasma membrane. Bases 147 to 680 code for a protein of 177 amino acids. Gene Ontology annotation, molecular function: electron transfer activity. Lineage: Eukaryota; Viridiplantae; Streptophyta; Magnoliopsida; Cucurbitales; Cucurbitaceae. The transcript has 2 exons.
ACGGUGACCGCCAAAAUCUGUUGAGUUCCUCCACGACUCUCCAUUUCCAACCAACUCAUUCCUUUUUUCUCUCUAUUUAUUAACGCAUUUGAAUUUGAUUUCCAGAAUCCCUCAUUUCACUCACGCCUCUGCUUCCUAUCAAAACCAUGGCUUUCCUCCUCCUCCUCUGUUCUGCUCCCUUCAAAGCUUUCCUCCUCCUCCUCCUCCUCUCCUUCCACUUCUUCUCCGCUGUUAGCACCGAACUCCUCGUCGGCGAUGAUGAUGGAUGGGAAGUCCCUGAUCCAAAAGAAACUGGCAAAUACAACAAAUGGGCCUCCCGAAACAGAUUCUCUGUUCAUGACACUGUCAAUUUCAGGUACAAGAAGGAUUCGGUGAUGGUGGUGACGGAGGAAGAGUACAAGGAGUGCCUUUCUUCGAAGCCUCUGUUUUAUGACAACAGUGGCAACAGUGUUGUGAAACUUGAUAGACCAGGGCUGUUCUAUUUCAUCAGUGGGGUUACGGGGCAUUGUCAAAAAGGCCAGAGAAUGAUAAUCAAAGUGUUGGAACCUGUCAGCCCUCCUCACCCACCCACUCCUCCACCCCAUGAUAACAAGAAAGCUGCUGCAGCUAAUUUACUCUCUGUUUCAUCUCCAUUCUUGGGGAUGUUCUUCAUGUUCGUUGCUUCGUUUAUGUUUAUUUGAAUGAUUUGUUAUGUCGUCUAGAAUGCUGUGUUGGGUCUUUUAGGGAGGCUAUGUUCGUUUUUUGUUUUCUUGGAUUAGGUGUUAGGGAAUGGGAUUGGUUCGAUUCAUUUAUCAUCAAAUUAU